CUUCGAUCGAUCAGUCCGUGGCGUACCUUCGGAGUUCGCUCUCGCGCAGUCCCUCCGUCAGUCUCGAUCGCUUCACUCGUUCCGCUUGCUGCGUUUUCGGUACUUGUGCUCCCGCUAGCUAUAGCCUACUACUGCGAUCCGUUCCAAACCGAUCCAAUUCGAUGGGAUUCGAACCGAGCAGGUCCGUGCGUGCGUGCGUGUUUUUUUUCCUGUGUUUGCCACAAUCAGGAUGAGUGUGUGAAAAAGUGCCACUGACAGGAGACGGAAUGCGUGCGAAAAAGUGCCCGCCAGCGUGGGAUUCCACCGUACGGCAAGAUUGCAACCACAAGGAAGCCAUUUCCAUUCGUUUGUUCGUGGUCUAAUUUGCAUAUGGCUGCGGCGUGAGCCGCGGCCUGGCUGCUCUCGGCGCAACAAGGUCACGGUGGAGUCAAUCAACUCGGGGGUGUCUUCGUGAAUGGGCGUCCCUUGCCGGAUCUGGUCCGGCAACGCAUCGUGGAACUGGCUCACAAUGGUAUUCGGCCCUGUGAUAUCUCACGACAACUGCGCGUCAGUCACGGUUGCGUAUCCAAGAUACUGUCCAGAUAUUACGAAACGGGCAGCUUCAAAGCCGGCGUUAUUGGCGGCUCAAAACCAAAGGUAGCCACGCCUCCCGUCGUAGAUGCGAUCGCGGCCUACAAGCUCCAGAAUCCGACCAUGUUCGCAUGGGAGAUCCGCGAUAAGCUGCUUGCUGAUGGGAUAUGUGUCCACGAUAAUGUACCCAGUGUGUCCUCCAUCAAUAGAAUUGUCCGCAACAAGGCAGCCGAGAAGGCCAAAUACAGCUCCCGAAUGGAUUCCAGCAUGGACAGUAGUCCUCGAGUUAUGUCCCGCGGUCAUGGACAAUCACAGCAGCAACAGCAACAACAACAACAACCGGGCCAGGGUCACACACCACAACCGCAAUCAGCUGGGGCCCAGGAAUGCAUGAAUCAGCAAGCGAUGUCCGCCGAACCGGAGAAUAUGAUGAAGAGUUCGCAACCAUCGGACAACGUCGCGUCAGCUUCCUACAGUAUCAACGGCUUGCUUGGGUUGUCGCAGAAAUCACUCUCGGCAUCCAGUUCUAAGCGACGCAAAAUCAAAGAGGAUCCAGAUAUGAAAACCGGUAUUCUGGGCUGUAUCAAACGCGAUAAGGUACUGAAUCCCCACGGAUGGAAUCAAUCAGACCACAAAGACAUGCCGGAAAUGAUGCACGAAGGUCGAUCGCAUGAUCAGGACAAGGGCAACGAUAUGUUCGUUGGCGGAGUGGACUUCGUCAACUCGAUGGCAAUGUCCGAAGACAACUCCGAUAAUCAAUCCAGCUUCACCAUUCGAGGUGAGAAACCGCACAAAUACCAUCGAGCCGAGGAUGCUCUCUCGGUCGGCGUUAUCAUCGAAGACGACAGUUCCGGUCGUAAACAGCAGCAGCAACAACAACAACAAGCGCACCACCACCAUCAUCCACAGCAUCCUUCGGAGCUAGGAAAACCGCCAAGCGGGUACGAGAAGCUUCUAACCAGCGAAAUGUUGGCGUCAUCGGCGGCGGCUGCUGCAGCGGCCGCCGCCGUCGGCAUCAAACGAUCGGAGGCCUCCCCGUUAGCGCAGUCGAUCGAAUUCCUCAGCGACAUGAACAACAACAUAUCGCAGAACCAGAGCUUCCCGACGACGAGCUACGAAACGGGCAGCUACAGCGGCGGGGAACCGUCGGAAGCGGCCGUCCUCAAUCCGCACAUAGCCUGUUCGUCCAACUAUUCGGCCUUUCUGCAGAACACCGAUCAAUUCGCUGCAAAUCCGGAACUGAUCUUCCCGACGGCAUACACUCAAUACGCACCUGGCUACGGAUCGUUCAACUAUAAUACGGCAUUCACGAAUCAGAAUCUUUGCCGCGAUCUGGGUCAGAUCCAUUAUCCGGAGGAACAAUAGCAGCAGGGGAGCGGGCUCGGUGGCGAACGUAGCCGGUGGAGACAGACAAAUUGAAACAUGACAAAUUAUAUAAGUGACAUUACAAGAAA
Molecule: messenger RNA, 2024 nt
Organism: Topomyia yanbarensis
Lineage: Eukaryota; Metazoa; Arthropoda; Insecta; Diptera; Culicidae
Gene: sv
Product: paired box protein Pax-8
Exons: 8
Coding region: 694-1935 (413 amino acids)
Biological process (GO): anatomical structure development; regulation of transcription by RNA polymerase II
Molecular function (GO): DNA-binding transcription factor activity, RNA polymerase II-specific; RNA polymerase II cis-regulatory region sequence-specific DNA binding
Source: RefSeq, a predicted model, not a curated record